AACAAUCACCGUUCCUAGGACGAGGUCUACGGAGACCAAUGGAGGAUGGCGCAGAAGCAAGGCCAGGCCCAAGUUCCAAUAACCCCAGCGGAAAUGACGAAUCGGAUUUGAUCACCUGGGAGGAUGUUCCCCCAAUACAGCCAGCAAAGAGUAAAAAAGUUCGCAAACACCGUGAUUACACGGUAGCAGUUUCUUCGCGUGGCAGAGGUUGCCCAAAAAGGGAACCAGUAAUCGAGCGACAAAUAGGAGAAAGUGAACAGCAAUGGGAAAGCAGAUUAGCUGUUGAGGAGUUAGAACGUUAUUUCAAAAGUGAACAUCCGAGAACGUCAAGAGAAAAGGAGCGUUUGAAGGACGAGCAGGUCAAGGCCAUUCGUGCUGUGAGCAAAGACAUAAUGUUUUAUGAAAACUAUGUCUCAAGAGCGAAAACUCCAUCACCAGAGCGUCCGAUUACCCCGCCAGGACCACCAAUCAGAAGAGAAAUGGAGCAAUCAUUGGAGAUUGCUAGUAUCGAACUUGGAAACCAGACUCUUCCAAUUAUUACACGAGGCGUGAUGUUUGGAAAUCUUAAGCCGAUUCCCACCGACCCUAAAGUUGAUCCACCACCUGGAUCAUGCAUCAGCUGUUGGGAGAUGGGACACCGGCGCAGCAAGUGUCCGAAUCCGCAUUAUGGUUAUUGCUGCAACUGUGGUAGGCGUGGAGUCACCAUGACUGAAUGUCCUCGAUGUUCAGAGCAACAUGCACUUGACAUGAUGAGGAAGUACGGAAAAACCAACUAUAGUGAUUACAGGUCCGAGCGAAUGGAAAAGGUCAGAAAAAGGAUGGCUGAUUCAGGAAAAUUGAGCGUUCAGGAGAAGCUUAGAAGAGAUGCGGAACAAGGUACCAGCGCAAAACCAUCAAUCAAGGAGCAGCAUAAGGAAGUAGCGGAGCUAAAGGUGAUCACGAUGUCAAAACGGAACACAUCGGGUGUAGGCCGAGGAUUCCGUAAGUUGGAAUCUGUUGGAUUAGAACGACCCGGACAAAGGACUCAAGAAGAGAACAAUAACGAUGAGAAGCGAGAAUCAACGGAGAAGGAAGACUUGGACCCUGAUGAAAUAUGGGCAUUGUUGGAACAAGUUCCAACAGUAACAUUGACUCCCACAAAUUUACCUGUGGAUCAGUCAACUCUACUUCCAAAUUGGAAUUUCCCACCACCGUUGCCAUCACCGCCAGUGGUAUACCACAGUUUACCAACAUUAACGUUGCCUCAAUCACCACAGAUGUUACCAGAGCAGCUCGCUCAGCAGGAUGACACCGACCGAUUCAUCGAGCAAACACGAUCCUUUGCUCAAGCUCUAGUUGGAUUGCCAGCCGAUGCGAUAACAUUGGCUAUGAGGGAAUUCUUUGAGGAACGUAGAAGAGUUAUCGAAAAGAGGAAUUCAAGGGGGUAAACACUAAGAAUGGUUAGAGUAAUAACAUUUUUUUUAUUUUCAUUUUUUAUUUUUUUUUGAAUUUGUUACGUUUUUGAUUGCUACUAGCAACUAGUGUUAUAGCGUCACUACAGGUAGUGACGAAUAAGGAACGGGAAUUGUGACAAGGUGAAUUGUCACAGAACGCAAAAUUGUUUUAUUUUCAUAUUUGUCAGCGAGCACGAUUUCCGUUUCAGAGACUACGUUCUCAUGAUUAGAAUUAAAUUAGACUUAUUAUUUUUUUUUGGUUUCAGUAUUAAAAUUUAUUAUAAUUAAUGAAAGUUAUUUUGUUUAUUUUAUUCAUUUAUUAUUUACGAAUUUUUGUUGUAAUAUUUCUCGUAAGAAAAUUAAUCCCGAGAAAUUAAGCUUUAUUUUGAACGGACUAUUUCCAACUGGCGUAGUAAUCGGUUCGCAAGCAGUUCGAUGUACCGUGUGAGUGACGGAGAGAAGGAGAGAAAGUACGUGUGAGUAAGAGAGAAAGAAAAUGCGCGCGAGCUAGCAGACCACCGACGCCGGUUGUAAUAAAAACAGAUGGCGAAAAAUCGUCAAGAGAAUAUGUUCCGAGAGUGUUAAGAGACAAGAGUUUUCUUUGAUGUGAUUUUGAGUGAGUUGAGUAAUAUCCGUAGUAUUCUAAAUUUAAAAGGAGAACUGUGAACUAUUAAUUGAGAACGAUAUUUAUGUAGAGAUAGACGUUAAAUCGAGAGAUUAGUUAAAUUGCCAGAGUCAAAGGCAAGUGCGAACCAGAGUGUAAAGACGAAAUUUCAAGUGAGAAACCAUUGUUGGGAAACGACGAAGAAUUGUAACCAGAGAAAGGCACCGUUCUUAUUAAUUGUCGCCAACAUUUUCAUUUGUUAACCGAAUUGAUCGGAAAUAAUGGACAACAACGAAGCCUGGACAUGCAGAUUCUGCAAAAAGGACAUAUGGAAAACCCAUUACAUAAUCCAUGAUGAAUUCUGCAAUAAGAGAAAUCUCAAAGCACGAGCAGGAUACUGCGAGCCGGCGGAAAAUGGGAGAAAAUACAUAAGAGCGAAUUAGGAUAAACGUCGAAAGGAGCUUAAGGAAUUCUUGGAGAAUAGCCUAGCAGAAAAUUCAAGGAAACUAGCAGAAAAUAUUAAGAAAGAAAAUCUUGAAUUUAUAGUCUUAGACACAAAUUACGACGAACUAGUAAAAAUUAAACAUUUUUUGUA
Messenger RNA from Leptopilina heterotoma, 2632 nucleotides. RefSeq lists its product as uncharacterized. Gene Ontology annotation, molecular function: zinc ion binding; nucleic acid binding. The transcript is spliced from 2 exons. Bases 39 to 1427 code for a protein of 462 amino acids. NCBI's taxonomy places the organism in Eukaryota, Metazoa, Arthropoda, Insecta, Hymenoptera, Figitidae. The record is from RefSeq and is a predicted model, not a curated record.